Molecule: messenger RNA, 1146 nt
Organism: Schizophyllum commune H4-8
Lineage: Eukaryota; Fungi; Basidiomycota; Agaricomycetes; Agaricales; Schizophyllaceae
Exons: 11
Coding region: 1-1146 (381 amino acids)
Biological process (GO): adenylate cyclase-activating G protein-coupled receptor signaling pathway
Cellular component (GO): plasma membrane
Molecular function (GO): G protein-coupled receptor activity
Source: RefSeq, a predicted model, not a curated record
AUGCCGGCGUUUUCCACCGACCAGGUGGUUGGCUUGGUCUUCAUAACGGCUGGUGGAUUCCUGUCUAUAACCGCUGUGUCUUCGCUUCUCCUGUACGUUCUUUACCUGGGUUUACGCCACCAAUGGUCCAUCUCCACCCUCAUCCAUUACUACUUCGUGAACUUGAUGUUUGCGGAGCUCAUUCAGGCGUUGGGAGGCGUCAUGACUGUCGAAUGGAUUGUUAGACGGAGCGUAGAAGAAGGCGCCCUUUGUACGAUGCAAGGGGCUUUCAAGCAGCUCGGGGAUGUCUUCGUUCUUGACAGAUCCAUCGCCAUAGCCAUCCAUACAUUCGCCGCCAUCGUCUUCAAGAUCAUUACACCCCGCAGCCUUGCUGUCGCCACCAUGGGCUUCAUCUGGGUCUUCUCCAUUCUCGUGGUGGCCGUACCCGCAGGACUGAAUGCCGGGCGGUAUUACGGGAACACGGGAUACUGGUGCUGGAUCCAACAAGACUUCGACCACCUGCGCAUCCCGCUAGAAUACAUGUGGAUGUGGGCGGCAGCGUUUAUCAGUAUUAUCUGCUACGCGUGCGUGGCGUUCGUCCUACGAGGCCACGAUCUGGGUAUGGCGAAGUUUGCGCAAGGGAGGCGAUUCAGCAUGUCCACGAUGGACCGCGGCAGCCAGCGGAAAGCCAAGAACUUGGCCAUGCAGAUGCUCUUUUAUCCUGUAAUAUAUUUCAUCACUGUAUUCCCUAUCGCUGUUGUACGCUGGAUGGCAUUCUCGGGCUACGACAUCCCGUUCGAGGCCACGGCUUUUGCAGAUACGCUAUUCGCGCUAUCGGGGCUAUUCAAUGUCCUCCUCUACGCCUGGACGCGACGAUCCAUCAUCACCGGGAACAAGCCGACUACGGUCAGCGGCUCGCGGUCGGGCUCGACCUCUUACCACAUGCAUCAUACGUCGAUGGCUGCUGAUUUGCGCUCGCCGACGACUGUGCAUUUCAAGGAUAUGGCUUAUCCCCCGAAUUUGGUCACGCCUGCCGUGCCGAAUGAUAUCCUUGACUCGCGCGAUGCCCCCCAAGUCAAGGUCGUCUCGUACCCAGGGCAUUUCUGGGAGGAUACCCCACCAAGCAUGAAGCAAGCGGAGCUGGACUCGCAAUGGCGUCGAGAAUAG